AAUAAACAUUCCUUCGGAGGUAUGGUUUUUGGUUGGAGGAAAGCCGCUGAGGUUCUCUCUAUAUGAAUAUGAAGAAAUUAGUGGUUUGAAUUGUGAGAAGAUUGAUGAAACAGAGUUUGAAGUCGAUCAUACACCUUUAUGGGCGGCUUUAAAGGUGAAAGCUUUUAAUGGACCCAACUGGGAGGAGCUAGUUGAGGGUUUGAGAAGCUGCCGUGGGUGGUCUGAUGAAAUGAAGACGCAGAUAGCUCGGUUGUAUCUUGUUCAUGUUGGAGUGCUUGGUUUAUCAAGGAACAGUCGGAUUCCUCUGGAAUACGCUAAAAGGGCGUUGAAUGAAGAAGCAUUUGAGAGUUUUCAAUGGGGUAGGGUUGGAUUCAAGAGUUUAGUUGAUUCCAUCAAAGUCCUUGGGUUACCUAACAAUGCUUAUACCCUCCAUGGAUGUGUCCAUGUAUUGCUGAUAUGGGCAUUUGAGAGCGUGAAGGUGCUGGGGGCUAGCUACGGGAAUGUAAGAGAAGGUGUAGAUUUGCCUCUGUUAAGGUGGAGAGGAGGGAGGCCAAGGAAGGAUAUCGAAGCCUUCAUAUCCGGGAGCAAACUCCUUAAUAAUGGGGAGCUUCAGGUGAAGCAUUUAGUACCUAAACCUUUGGAGUUCAUAUAUCCAGAUUGGCCAGGACAGUAUUGUGUGUAUGGUGUAGGAGAAGGUUUGAAGAAGAAACUGGAUAAUCUGCUGUUAGACGUGAUCAAUGGCGAAGUGGAUGAAAGAGAAUGGGAUUGUGUAAAAAAAAGGAAGGGGGAACAUACGAAGAAGAGGGAGAGGAGGCAACAUGUUGCAGGGGUAAGUGACGAUGAUUUCCUUGAAACAGCCCCAACCAGCAUCCGUAAUGUCCCCAAUAAUGCGAAGGAGCAGAAAGAAAGUGUUGGGGACAAAUGUUCAGCAGAGAAGGCGUCUGGAGAUAAGUAUUCAGGUGUGCAGGGUGAAGAUGGUAGUGGAAGGUUAUUUACUAUGGUUGAAACACUAGGGGCGAAAAUGGAUAAUAUUCAGAUAUCGUUUUCUAGAGCAAUAGCGGAAGUUGUGUUCAAACUUCAAGGUAUGGAGAGUAGGAUGGGUAACUUUGAGAGUGACGUUCAACUAUUGAAGAAAGUUGUUAUCAACACAACGGAUGGAGGAGCGCAUACGCAAGGACCUCUUACAUUAAGAAAUGACGAACAAAAAAUAGAGGAGAUAAAGCAUUCGGACAAGGAUGGUUAUAAAGUUGCUAGUUGUGUUAGGAAUCCGUUAGCCAUUAAGGAUAAGGUCAUGUGGUCUGGGAGUAUUAAAAUCGAACCAGAGGACAGUGUAGAGCGAAUUCCAAAGCAGAUGGUAGACAGUGUACAGCGUGUCAAAAGAGUACAGAGUUGGGAGACAGAGGAAGGCGAUAAAAGAGCAAAGUAUAAUGACAAAGUUGAUGGAGCAGGUGCUCAACCCGUUCCUAUUAAUGUUAUCCAUCCGGUAAGUGGUGGUAACCCUGGCUCGUCGGAUCGAAAGUGCGAAUCUGUUGUGGAUUUAACCAAGGGGACCAGCAGUCCUGCAUCGUCUCAUACAGUGAAAGAUAAGGAGAAAGCCAGGGUUAAACCCUAA
Messenger RNA from Camelina sativa (false flax), 1612 nucleotides. The record is from RefSeq and is a predicted model, not a curated record. Lineage: Eukaryota; Viridiplantae; Streptophyta; Magnoliopsida; Brassicales; Brassicaceae.